AUGUUUGUCAUCCCAAAAAAGGACAGUUUGAUGUGUCCUGUCACUUGUGAAAUGUUUCGAGAACCUGUUACUGGCCAAGAUGGUCAUACAUACGAACGAGGUGCUAUUAUAUCGUGGCUUAAAAAAUAUCGUACAAGCCCAAUCACACGUGAAUCAAUGACUAUUGAUUCAUUGCAACCAAAUCAUCAUGUCAAACAACUCGUUGGUGAAUUUAAAACAUCAUCAUUACAGAAACGCUUUCUUUUCAAAUUUGAUAUUGAUAUACAGAAAGCAGAAGGAAAACCGAUCUGUCAAAGUCCGGGUAAAACUAUUCAUAGAGCUGAAUGGAUAUCAAAACCUGGUCCUGAUGUUGUUCUAUGCGCAAUCGAAGGAGCUACAGCAAGUCUAGAAGCUUCAUGUUAUGUUGAACUGAGUUCUCAUCCUCACAUUGUUCAUACAUAUGGUCUGGCCGAGAAUGAUUUCAAUCGUCUUAUGCUUAUACAAGAAUAUGCAACUAAAGGUGAUCUUGCAGAAGCUUUAAAAGAAAACGAAUUUCAACCAUCACAAUUAGUUCUAUUAGAAAUAUUUUUACAGAUUGUUGAUGCAAUGGUUUAUCUUGCUAAUUAUGGAAUUGUGCAUGGUGAUCUUGCUUGUCGUAAUGUAUUCGUUUUUCGUUUUCAUAAUUCUAAUCCACAAGAAAAUUUAGUCAAAUUGUCUGAUUUUGGCUUAAUACGUUCGAGCACAUUGUAUUCAGUUGUUGGUAGUACAGUAUCAACGGCAAACUUACUCGUUCCAGCGAGAUAUGCUGCACCAGAAAUUCUACAAAUUGAAGGUUUCUCAAAUUAUUCUGAAAAAUCAGAUGUGUAUUCGAUGGGUAUUUUAAUGUGGGAAGCUUACUCUCAAGGGCAAUCACCUUAUACUUCAAUUGAAGAUGAUAAUGACGUUCGUAGACUUAAACUCAACGAAGAUAUUUUCAGCCGACCUGAGAAUUGCGAUGAAAAAUUAUGGAAUAUAAUUGUUCAGUGUUGGCAUCAGCAGCCAGAAGUUCGUCCAACAUUCAAAAUGUUGAAACAAUCAUUGUUGGAGUUAAAACUACAAUCGAUAAUCAGUUCUAAUGGUGUUCAAAACAAAAACAUGGAAAAUAAAACGACACUGAAAGAGAUUGACCUUCGUUACAAUCGCAUUGGAGACCUAGGUGCUCAAUACUUUGCGGAAGUACUACGCAAAGACGAGGUAAUAAAACAUAAUAUUAUAUCGCUCAAUAUCAAUUCCAAUAUUCAGGAAGAUCAAAAACUCAAUCAUUUAUUGAAGCAAUUCAGUCAAUAUGACUCGACCAAACUUGCCAAUGUGAUGCGCACUAAUCAGAAUUUGAAAAGACUAAACCUCUGCUGGAACAAAAUUGGUCCACAAGGAGCAAUGCAUCUCGCAGCAGCUCUAAAGCAAAAUCAAACACUAACAACACUGGAUCUCGGUGGAAAUGCAAUUGGCGAUGUAGGCGCAACAUACAUCGCAGAAGCACUAUGGACAAAUAAAGUCGUUUUUUUUAAUAUUCUAGAAAUAAGAGCUAUCCAUCUUUUCCGUCAUUUCGCACAGACACUAACAACACUGGAUCUCUGGGGAAAUGCCAUUGGCGAUGCAGGUGCAAAAUAUCUUGCAGAAGCAUUACGAAAUAAUGAGAUACUAACAACGCUGGACCUCUGCGGAAAUGUCAUUGGUGAUGUAGGUGCAAAAUAUCUUGUAGAAGCACUGUCCAUGAGGAGCAUUAAGACACUGGCUGUAAAGAGCUUCACGAACUGA
Rotaria socialis is the source of this 1776-nucleotide messenger RNA. Lineage: Eukaryota; Metazoa; Rotifera; Eurotatoria; Philodinida; Philodinidae. The record is from the annotation of a GenBank genome assembly.